CCAGAGAGCUGCUAUGCAGACGCUGCGAGUUGCCACUGCUAUUCUAUUUGUUCUAAAGCAUAUAUCUGCCAGUUCAAACAAUGAAACCCCCAAAGCAGAUGAAUAUGACAUAAAAAAGUUCCUGAAUACAAGUGAGCUCAUUUGGACUACCAAUACAACCGCGGAGAUUCGACAUAUAUGCCAGGUCGACCUGAUAGAACAUCUAGCUCAAAAAAACGUCACAUUCUACCGGUCUUAUUACCGAAAGAGCGGGUGGAGAAUGUCUGAAUAUUUUGGAAAGUUCAAAAAUUUCAGCUAUUUUAACGUAACAGCAAAAUAUUCCUAUGAUUCCAUGGACGUUACCAAUGAACGUGGAAUACAUAGAGUUGAAGUAUUGCACUAUCAAAGCCGACACAACAACUGUGCUGUGUUUUGGAUAUUGGGCAGUGAUGGAGAUUUACUGAAACCGUGGUAUGAGAUGCGAAUGAAGGAUUCUAAAAUAAAACAGGGAUUCACCGACCAAGACGAGUGCUGGAAAGCUCUAGAAGAUGUAGCACAGAAGAAAAUAAGGCGCGUCUAUGAUCCUCGUUGUCAAGAAGCUCUUUAUAGAAAGUAUCCCAGCCCUGCUAACUUUACAGGUUGACAUCACAGAAUAGAGGUACACAAGACUAAAUAAACA
Molecule: messenger RNA, 658 nt
Organism: Dermacentor albipictus
Lineage: Eukaryota; Metazoa; Arthropoda; Arachnida; Ixodida; Ixodidae
Source: RefSeq, a predicted model, not a curated record